Molecule: messenger RNA, 1618 nt
Organism: Podospora pseudopauciseta
Lineage: Eukaryota; Fungi; Ascomycota; Sordariomycetes; Sordariales; Podosporaceae
Exons: 3
Coding region: 251-1252 (333 amino acids)
Biological process (GO): tRNA wobble uridine modification
Cellular component (GO): nucleus; cytosol; elongator holoenzyme complex
Molecular function (GO): tRNA binding
Source: RefSeq, a predicted model, not a curated record
UGUGGAAUAUGGAUACCUCAACGAGUUGCCGUGAUUUGAAAUAGCUGAAUAUAUAGGGUUUGAAUCUCCUUUGACUUUCAUAGUAGCCCACCGUUGGACCUAGUUUACCACCCAUUGCGAGCUCUGAUAUCUGCCCCCACUUUAACUUACCCUCACUUUCAACUCUCAUCGUCAGUCAGUCAUACACACCUACCUUCACAAGUUCACAGAAAAUCUUUCUGUCUCGCAGCCUGAUAUAUCAAAAGCCAUCAUGUCGCCCUCAGCAGCCUCCCAUCACCGCUCGCACUCGCUCCUCCUACUCCAAAAGCUUCUGAAUCUUCGCGACAAAGCCUCACCACUCACACUCAUUCUUGACAACCUCGAGCAGCCAGCUCACCCAGUCCUCAAUGAGUUCAUGACCCGAGCCAAGAUCUCUAAAGCGAAAAUAAUCUUCAUCGCCCUCUCUACCCUCAAGAAGCCACCCCUCGCCGACGUCUUCAUCCGCGGCCGUCACAAAUCUCUUCAACAACUCGCCUCCGAAAUAAUCCCCCACGUCACACCCUCCCCCUCCUCCCCAAACCAAAAAAACAUCUUACUCUUCGACACAAUCCACCCCCUCCUCUCGAUCCCCUCCCACCUCCCCUCCUUCCUCCAAUCCAUCAUCCCCCCCCUAACCACCUCUUGUCUAUUAGUCUACCACACCGACAUCCCCCUUCUCCCCCAAUCCAACCCUUACACCCCAACCCCUCUAUCAGUCCUAACCCACCUCUCCACCUCGAUCCUCACCCUCACCCCCCUCUCCCACGUCCUAGCCACCAAAGCCGCAGAGAAUAAAUCCCUCCCCGCCCCCGUCUUCGGCCUCCACUCAUCCCGCGAAGGCGUCCUCCUCUCCCUCCGCUCCCCAUCCUCCCCCCAAGGGGUGGUGAUAACGAUGGAACUCCGCCGCAAAUCAGGCCGCGUCGUCCAAGAGAAGUUCGUCCUCUUCCCGUCACCCCCAACAACAACCGCUCAACACCGACAACAAACAAAGGGUAUCGGCGGAGUGAUCCUCCUGUCUGACCACCCCGCUUUUUCCACAGAAACAACGGAAGAGGAGGGGGAAGGAAUCCAAGCUACCUUCAACCUGGGCCUCACCGAAAAACAACGCCGCGACCGCGAAGGCGUUGUUCUCCCCUACUUUGACGCCCAGACCGAGGUGGGUGGGGGGGGGGGCAGGAUAUUGUACGACAUGGGGAGGGAGGACGAUUUUGAUGAGGAGGAGGAUGAGAUUUAGUUUGGUGGUUUCUAUACCCCCUUUCAGCCAUCUCAAUACGCCCAAGAGCAUUCUUGUCACCACGCCUUACAAGACAACCACACCACCCUCCCCACAAAAUACUUGCCACAGCAAAAACAAUGCUGACCUGUACCAUACUAUAAACCAUACCUCAAUAGUAGUAGAACCCUUUCAAAUAUCUCCAUAACCCUAUCGACAAGCCACGGUUCACAAUAUAAUAUGCGUUAACCUCCUUCCCAUGUUAAUUAUUUUGUGGCAAGGGUGACAACCCAGCCCUUUUCAACAAUGAUUUAGUUUCUUCGAAUCAGACUAUAUAUGUAGCAUGAGACAUAUUAUCUGCACCAAAAAAAAAUAAAACGGCAGUCG